AUGGAUCCGAAACUCGCGCUCGUCCAUGGCUCCAAAGAGCCAGUCCUGUGGGCUGAAACGCUGGGAAACUUCAUCGACAAGCAAGCUGCUCAGUAUGAGGAUAGACCGGCUGUUAUUUUUCCCUGGCAAUCUGUUCGACUCUCAUAUCGUCAAUUGGCAGGCCGGAGUAAUAUUCUUGCAAAGUCAAUGUUGGAGAUGGGUCUAUGCAAAGGUGAUUGUAUAGGAAUUAUGGCAGGAAACUGUUAUCAAUAUAUUGAGGUUUUCUUGGGUGGUGGGCGUAUUGGAUGUCCUGUUGUGGUUCUGAACAAUACCUAUACCCCCGAAGAAUUGAUGAACGCCGUACAAAAGAGCUCUUGCAAAUUGGUCUUCAUUGCCUGUGGUAUCGGCUCGCGAAUUCUAUCAGCCCAUAUCAAAGCCCUUCGCGGUGAUCAGUUGACGAACCCUGCUCUCCCAGAGCUGCGCCGCCUUGUCAGCCUCGGGCAUAUGGGCAUAGGUAGCCCUGGAGUUGAAAUGCAAUCUUACAGCACCUUUACCUCUGGCGUUCAAUCCGUCUUCAUGAAAGACUCAAUGCUUCUCCGUGCAGAGAAAUCAGUGAACCCCGAAGAUGUCCUCAACCUGCAAUUUACCUCCGGAACCACUGGGUCCCCCAAAGCCGCAAUGUUAACACACAAUAACCUCCUCAACAACGCCCGCUUCGUUGGCGACGCAAUGCAACUUACCCCAUCAGACAUAAUAUGCUGCCCUCCACCCCUAUUCCACUGCUUUGGUCUAGUCCUGGGCUUCCUCUCAUCCUUCACACACGGCAGUUCAAUAAUAUUCCCCUCGGAUAACUUCGACGUACACAAAGUUGUUUCCACAAUAAUUGCCGAACACGCAACCGUCCUCCUCGGCGUUCCGACCAUGUAUGUCUCGGAGCUAGAAGUCCUCUCGAAAAGCGACCAACGACCGCAACAUCUCAGAACGGGUCUUGCCUCCGGAUCAGCUGUUUCUCAAGGUCUUAUGAAUGAGCUCAGGGAGAAAAUGGGCGUGCAGAAGAUGUUGAUUGCGUAUGGGAUGACGGAAACUAGCCCGGUCACGUUUAUUACUUCUAUUGAGGAUGGGGACGAGAAGGGGACGAGCACUGUCGGCAGGGUUAUGCCACAUACAGGUGCGAAGGUUAUUGGGAAGGAUGGAGUGAUUCUUGGGAGAGGGGAGAGGGGCGAGUUGUGUACUAGUGGAUUUGCGUUGCAGAAGGGGUAUUGGAGGAACGAGGAGAAGACGAGGGAGGUUAUGAGGAUGGAUGGGGAUGGGAUUCUGUGGAUGCAUACCGGGGAUGAGGCUUUGAUUGAUGAGGAUGGGUAUGCUCAUAUUACGGGCAGGAUUAAGGAUCUGAUUAUCCGGGGCGGAGAAAAUAUCUUUCCGAGGGAGAUUGAAGAACGACUUAUGCUACAUCCUUCUAUCAGCGAAGCCAGUGUGGUUGGAAUCAAAGAUGAAAGAUACGGGGAGGUUGUUGGAUGCUUUUUGAAGAAGGCAGAUGGGUCUUCCAGGAUUCCCGAGGCCGAGGUGAAACAGUGGGUAAGCGAGAAGCUUGGGCGGCACAAGACACCGGAGCAUACAUUCUGGAUUGGAGAUCAGAAGGUAGGAAGUGACUUCCCGAAGACUGGGAGCGGAAAGCAUCAGAAGCACCUCAUGCGGGACCUUGGGAAUCGGCUAGUUCAGCGCGAUGUAGUGAGGGCAAAGCUAUAG
Messenger RNA from Penicillium atrosanguineum, 1725 nucleotides. RefSeq lists its product as uncharacterized. NCBI's taxonomy places the organism in Eukaryota, Fungi, Ascomycota, Eurotiomycetes, Eurotiales, Aspergillaceae. Gene Ontology annotation, biological process: fatty acid metabolic process. The coding region runs from base 1 to 1725 and encodes 574 amino acids. The transcript has 5 exons. Gene Ontology annotation, molecular function: medium-chain fatty acid-CoA ligase activity. The record is from RefSeq and is a predicted model, not a curated record.